CUUAGCUAGCGAUUAAGGCUAAGGUUCCAUGUAACUUGGAGGUCAUGGUUUCGAGUUGUGAUCAACUCUGCAACUUAACAAGAAGAAUCUGCAGUUUAUUCCCAACUGAUUUUCAAAUAUUCUUCGUUUGUCCCGGUGAUCACAUGCUAAGUACUUGGCCCAUACACCAAUGAUUGUAAGUUUUAUUACUUGUCUGUACACAUACAAUGUUGAUGUCUGAUAGUGAAAAUUGUGAUGAGAUCCGCAGAAACACAAGACAAGCAUCAAUUAAAGACUUUUCAAUCAGGUGGACCUUAGGAUGUUGAUUUCUUGCAGUCGUGUUAGACUAGUCCAACACCUCACUCUCAUUCUUCCAUUGACAAAACCUUUGAACUAAGAUCAAACACUACUGUAAGGAACUAUGGCUGGUGGAUUUGUAAUUUCAAGUGAAGGAGGGCAAUACAAUGGAAAAGUUACGUGGUUCGUCGUGCUAUCGUGCAUGAUGGCUGCCAUGGGAGGUGUCAUUUUCGGCUACGAUAUUGGAAUUUCAGGUGGAGUGACAUCUAUGGAGCCAUUCUUGAAGAAGUUUUUCCCAGAAGUGUACACCAGGAUGAAAGAGGACACUAAGAUCAGCAACUACUGCAAAUUUGACAGUCAAUUGUUGACGUUGUUCACAUCCUCACUGUAUUUAGCAGGCCUAAUCGCUUCGUUUUUCGCAUCAUCCGUCACAAGGGCUUAUGGCCGCGAACCGACAAUCCUCUUCGGGGGUGCUGCGUUUCUUGCAGGAGCAGCACUUAAUGGCGCAGCCAUUAGUACAUACAUGCUGAUUUUCGGUAGAGUCCUGCUUGGAGUUGGCGUUGGUUUCGCAAACCAGGCAGUUCCCUUGUAUCUCUCAGAAAUGGCGCCGGCUAAGUACAGAGGAGCCUUCAACAAUGGAUUUCAAUUUAGUGUAGGAAUUGGAGCCUUAUCUGCCAACUUGAUCAACUAUGGAACUGAAAAGAUCAAAGGUGGUUGGGGCUGGAGAAUUUCAUUAGCAUUAGCUGCAGUUCCAGCUUCAGCUCUAACUCUAGGCGCAAUCUUUCUCCAAGAGACGCCUAAUAGCGUCAUCCAACGCACCAACAAGUACGACAAAGCCAAAGCAAUGCUGCAGAGAAUCCGAGGGACUAAUGAUGUCGAAGCAGAACUGAACGAUCUCAUCAAAGCAAGUGAGAAUUCAAGAACCAUAAAAAGCCCCUACAAAAACAUCCUGCAAAGAAGCUACAGACCUCAGCUUGUCAUGUCGAUAGCGAUCCCCUUCUUCCAACAAGUGACGGGAAUCAACGUCAUAGCGUUCUACUCUCCAAUAGUCUUCCGCACAAUUGGCUUUGGCGAGAGCGCGUCUCUCAUGUCCUCGGUCAUGACAGGAGUCGUGGGCAUCGUCACCACAUUCUUGUCGAUGAUGAUAGUGGAUAGAGCCGGGAGACGGUUUCUGUUAAUAGUUGGUGGAAUAAUAAUGUUCGUCUCGCAAAUGUUGGUUGGGGCUAUAAUGGCAGCCAAACUAGGGGACCAUGGCGGACUAAGCAAAGGGUACGCCGAUGUCGUUUUGGUCUUGAUUGGAGUGUAUGUUGCUGGUUUUGGAGUGUCAUGGGGUCCCUUGGGAUGGUUAAUUCCUAGUGAGAUUUUUCCGUUGGAGAUACGGUCAGCUGGACAGAGUAUAUCCGUCGCAGUGAAUUUUCUCUUUACUUUCUUAGUUGGGCAGACAUUUUUGUCAAUGUUGUGCCAUUUUAAGUCUGGGAUUUUCUUCUUCUUUGGGGGGUGGGUGGCGGUGAUGACCGGAUUUGUGUACGUGUUAUUGCCGGAGACAAAAAACGUGCCGAUUGAGCAGAUGGAGAGGGUGUGGAGAGGACACUGGUUCUGGAAGAAAAUUGUGGGAGGAAGGCAAGAAAAUGAGGCAUAAUUAAGAUACUCUCUUUGUUUAGUUCCACAUUUUGAUGUUGAUGUCAACAUAGGCAAAAUAAACCAAAUUAGGUUCUUGUUGAGAUUUGUUAAUUGAGGAAUGAGUUGAUUUCUGUUUA
Messenger RNA from Sesamum indicum (sesame), 2033 nucleotides. RefSeq names its product hexose carrier protein HEX6. Gene Ontology annotation, molecular function: monosaccharide transmembrane transporter activity. The record is from RefSeq and is a predicted model, not a curated record. NCBI's taxonomy places the organism in Eukaryota, Viridiplantae, Streptophyta, Magnoliopsida, Lamiales, Pedaliaceae. Gene Ontology annotation, cellular component: membrane. Gene Ontology annotation, biological process: monosaccharide transmembrane transport.